Molecule: messenger RNA, 6535 nt
Organism: Frankliniella occidentalis (western flower thrips)
Lineage: Eukaryota; Metazoa; Arthropoda; Insecta; Thysanoptera; Thripidae
Exons: 7
Coding region: 194-4267 (1357 amino acids)
Biological process (GO): extracellular matrix organization; cell adhesion
Cellular component (GO): extracellular matrix
Molecular function (GO): cell adhesion molecule binding
Source: RefSeq, a predicted model, not a curated record
CGGCCGGCAGUGAGUGUGAGCGCGUCGUGGAGGAAGGGUCGUGUCGAGCGUCGAGCUGAGCAGCGCCACGCGGGACGAGAGAGCGAGCACAGGCGCAGGAUUACAGUGUGUGUGUGAGUGUGUGUGUGUGUGUGUGUGUGUCCGAGGGAGUAAGUGGCCAAGUGCAACGUUGUGCCCGACGACGCCCUCCAGGAUGGCGCCGUAUAGGAGAGCGGCGCUGCUGCUCCUCCUGGCGGGGGUCGCCGUCGUGGUCGUCCAGACCUCGGCGUCGUCGGCCCCCAAGGCCUCGGACGCGAAGCCCGUCGAGGACACGACCUCCGGCCCGGACCAGGCCGACGGCGAGGAUGACGCCGAGCCCGCGGAGUACCGCGAGUUCCAACAGUUCCGGUUCCCGGACGAUCCCCGGUUCGACCCGCGCCUGCACCAGCUGUCGCCGCAGCAGCAGUCGCAGAUCCUCGAGGACAUCCGCCAGCACCACCGCUUCCACCAGCAGCAGCUGCAGCUGCAGCCCCAGCUGCAGCCGCUGCCGCAGCCCGCGCCGCAGCCGCAGCACAGGCCGCUGCGCCCGCGCCCGCCGCGACCGGAGUACACUCAGCAGCUGCACCGGCCCGCGCUGCGGCCAGAGUCGCACCAGGAGCAGUUCAACGUGAUCCCCAGGCAGCCGCCGCCCUUCCGCUUCCAGAGCGACGUCGAGCAGCCCAACACGUACAAGAUCACGCUCUCUAACGCCGACAAGCCGACCGUCAACUUCCUACCGCCUCCGGGACAGGGACUCGCCCCGGUGCAGCCCGUGCUCUUCGUGCAGCAGCAGCAGCUCGACGACGCCGCUCUCCUGUCGUUCCCUCAGCACUUCGGCGGCGGUCUGGCUCUUUCCGACCAGCCUCUUCGCGAGCAGCCUCUACGAGAACAGCCUCUCCGCGAGCCGCCACUACGAGAGCAGCCACUUCGGGAACAGCCGCUUCGAGAACAGCCGCUUCGAGAACAGCCGCUUCGAGAACAGCCGCUUCGAGAACAGCCUCUUCGAGAACAGCCCCUACGAGAACAACCCCUACGAGAACAACCCCUUCGGGAACAACCCCUUCGUGAGCAGCCUCUGCGAGAACAACCCCUCCGCGAGCAAUCCUACCGACAGCCGCCCAAACACGACCCACUGUUCAUCAACCCCGCGCCCGUACCCCAGCGCCCCAGCGCCCCCAAGGAGCACGACGCUCCCCGGUACAGCUCGGCCGAGUACGCCAAGGAGAACACGAUCGCCACGUCGUCGCAGAACUACUUCUCGCAGAGCUUCAACAACCACAACAACCAGAACAAGCAGCCCAACAAGAUUGACCCGCUGCUCAGUAACCACCAGACGACCCCCGACUACUUUGAGCCGGCUGUGACCCCCUUCCCGCCGUCCAGGACGCAGCCGCCCCGGUCGGAGGUGAUCCACGACCUGCCGAUCAUCCCCGUCACCAGGCCCCAGGUCGUCACCGAGGCACCGAAGGUGCACAGCUCCGGACAGAAUAAACCUCUGUACUUCGGCGACCGCAAACAGCCCAAGCUGGGACCCACCCUGCUGCCGACCUUGCCCAAGAUCAAGUUCCCGAAGGAGCUCGAGGAAGAGUACUCGCUGGUGAGCGUCAAGCACCUCAACGAGGCCGUGUCCGAGGCGGAGCAGGCGCGCAGCACCGAGCGACCCCGCAACGCCAAGAUCCGGUUGGAGAACCACCUUCUGCAGUACGGGCAGGGGGAGACCGUGCAGACCACCACCAGCGACUACUCGUCCGCCAUCCACAUCCAGGAGGACAGGAAGCAGCUCCUCGACCAGAUCACCAAGGCCCACCAGUCGGAGCAGGCCACACGGCCGCCGCGGCCGCGCAAGACCACCAAGCCCCCCAAGGAGAUCAUCGAGAUCACCUACCAGCAGAAGCCCAGCACGCCCCGGCCGGUGACCAAGUCCACCCCGAAGGUCAAGACGGACGACAUCGUGCACCCGCCAGACCUCCAGGAGCAGCUGCUCAAGCAGCUCCAGGAGCAGUUCAGCCAGCGCAAGGACUUGAUCCAGCAGCUCAAGCUGGACCCGGAGGCCGGCGUGCUGCCCUCCAACAUCCUGACCUCCACGGACCUCCUCCCGAAGAACGCCACCGGCCCCAUCAUCACCUCCGGCGGCCAGAAGUACCAGGUGAUCCAGCUCCCCGCCAAGGAGGCCCAGGCCCUGCUCGCCAAGCAAAAGGCGGGCAUCCCACCCAAGGUAACAACCGCCACCCCGACGACAACGCCCAAGCCCCCCAAGAAGGUCAUCGACGAGCUCACCAGGGGCGUCAUCCCCCACGGCGCCGACUUCGAGAUCAUCCGCAAGACGGAGGACGGGCGGCUGGAGUCGGUGCGGGGCGUGCCCUCGUCGUCGCCCGACAAGAAGGUGACCUUCGUGCUGCUCGAGGAGCAGCAGGACGGCUCGUACAAGGUGCAGGGCGUGCGCGGGAACGAGGCCAGCAAGGAGAACGGCGGCGAGGAGGUGGACUCCAUCCUGAAGAAGAUCAAGGCGGGUGAGAUCGAACUGCCGCCGCCGUCCCGGGACAACAACGUGGCCAAGAGGACCACGGCAGCGCCGCCCGUCAGGAGCUCGUCCACGGACUCGUACGCCUCGCCGUCGGCGCCGACGUACGGCUCGUCGACCACAGCCAGCACCCCGACGACCAGCUACAGCGACCCCGUCACCAACAACAUCAAGGUGUACGUCAACAGCGGCUCCGGCGACCUGUCCAGCCCCAACAACAUCUACAGCACCGCCACCCCGGACGACUUCCCCUACUCGUCGUCAACGUCCAGACCGACGUACUCCUCCGUGCCGACGUCACCCGCACCACCGUCGACCGUUUACGACACGUACUCGCCGACGGUCUCCAACACUACGGACUACGUGACGGCCGGGCAGUCGUACUACAACACUGACGCCGUGCCCGCCACGCACAGCAGCCCGCGACCCAACUCCUACUUCACGGAGCCGACGACCAACCCCGAGGCCAACUGGCAAGUGUCGGCGUCGUCCUCGCCGUCGUACCCGAGCCCCAGCUCCAUCCCGAACGUGAGCCCCAGCUCUAUCCCCGUCCCCAGCUCGACGCCCAGCCCCGCGCCCUCCAACUACUACUCCCCCACGCAGCAGUUCCUGCCCACCGUCACGCCCAUCCCGGACAACGCGCUGCCCUCCUCGACGGCCGAGCCCGGCCCGUACUCGGUGGAGCCCCAGCUCCAGCAGAAGGACCAGUACAACCCGGAGACCCACUUCCCGAGCUACCCGGACCCGACGACCUCGUACUACGACAGGGACACGGACGAGCCCUCGGAUAAGAACCACCGCUCUCUCUACAGCAGCGUCAACCACAAUAAGUACGCGAACGUGUCUGCCAUCCGGGUGGCGGACAGGGCGCCCGACUCGCUCAUCGACACCCUCAAGCGCAACGGCCUGCACGCCAUGGCGCGCUUCCUGCGGCAGUCCGGGCUCGACAGCAUCCUCAACGACACGGGCCCGUACACGGUGUUCAUCCCCACGGACCGCGCCUUCAAGACCCUCCUCGUGCAGCUGGGAGGCCCCGACCGCGCCGAGGAGAAGUUCCGGGAGAACCCGCGACUGCUCAGCGGGCUGCUGCUGCACCACGUGAUCCCCGGCGCCUUCAGGUUGGCGGCGCUCCAGGACGAGAUGACGGGCGUGUCGCUGGCCGGGACGCAGCUCCGUGUCAACACCUACACGUCGCAGGACGACGAGUGGAACGACGUCCAGGUCGUCACCAUCAACGGCGCCCAGGUGCUGCAGGAGCUCAGCGACCUGUCCAUCCCGCAGGGCGUGGCGCACGCCGUCGACAGGGUCAUGUUCCCGCUGCCCGUCGGCGACCUGGUCCAGACCAUGACCGCCGACAAGGACAGGCGCUUCGGCACCUUCCUGCGAGCCGUGCGAGCCUCGGGGCUCUCCGACAUGCUUACAGGGGGCAAGACGUACACGGUGUUCGCGCCGACGGAGCGCGCCUUCCAGGGCCUCAAGGACGCCGACCUGGCCAGGCUGACGACGGAGCGGGCGGGGGCGCGCGCUCUCGUGCUCAAGCACAUCAUGCCCACCACCUUCUACUCGGCGGGCAUGAGGUACUUCCAGGUGCGGGAGAGCAUGGCGCGGGGCAAGCAGAUCACCAUCGUCAACGAGGACGGUCGGAUCAAGGCCAACGCAGCCCUCAUAGUGACGCACAACAUCCCGGCCACCAACGGGGUGGUCCACGCCAUCGACACGCUCCUAUGAUGGGGUCCUUGAGGUCCUCGACGUCCUCGGCAGGCCCCUCGUCGGGGAGCCCUCGAUGUAAGAGGGCCCUCGAAGGGGGUCCUCGAUAACAAGCCCUUUCGAUCUACGGUAUUGGAACGCCCAUGCCUCACCGUUCGGGAACAACGGCGUUACACCUCUCAUAUAGGAAUGACUUCCCAAACGAUAUUGAAACGAUAUCAAAAAGACAGUUUCCAAAUUUCGUUUCGAUAUCGUUGUGCAAGUCAUGUCGCGACUGAGCUGGAAACGCAAAAAUAGGAAUACAGUAUAACGUCAAUGAAAAGAAUUACUACCUUUUUAUUUUCGCAUUGAGUUUGAGGGGUGUUGAAAAGAACCACCACCUCUUUUUUAUAUUAUUUUUAAUGUUUCGUUUUCAUGAGGGUGAGUCGAUACUCGUAACGCUGACCGCGGUGACCCCGGGCGAGCGUUACGGCCAGGGGCCCGGGCUCGGUAAUGACUCGCCACCGCCAUUUGAAAACCUUACUUGCGGAAACAUUUUGGAAGAGGCAAAGCGGCGGCGGCAGCGGUGGCCAUGGCCCAGGGACGUGACGUGCGGCCGCCCUAACAAGGGACCGUGCGGAAGCCACGUCAAGAAGGGGGGGGGGGGUAAAAAUAUCAUGGGGUCUCUAAAGGAUCAGGACGGUCAUUGGAGUCCCACGGGGAGCCCAUGAUAUUUGUACCCCGGGGUAAAAAUAUCAUGUGGCCUCCUUUGGACUCCCCUGACCGUCCUGAUCUUUUUGUAACCCCAUGGGAUUUGUACCCCCCUCCCAAUCCACGAGGUUUCCUAGACGUCCCCUAACAAGGGCCGGCGGACACGGCGGGGCGGGGCGGGGCGCUGGACACGCUACCUCGCGGCUAUGUUUUAUUAGCUACCUUUGUAUAAGCGGGGAGGCGGUCCGCCCGUCUGUCUGUCCGUCUGUCUGCUCCGCGCCUCGGGAUGAGCCGCGUUACGUCACAAGUUUUACUGACCAUCGCCUCGGCGAGCCGCAUUGAGGUUGGUCAGUGUGCGUAACAUGGCCACUUAAAAGUGACCGACCCGCCGCGGCGUGGUCUCCACCCGCCGCGCCCCGCCACGCCCCACCACGCUUCGGCCGUUAAGCCCGUGUCAUGUGCGGCAUAGGGAAAUGCACCGGACCCCGCCCCAUCACCCUGCUGAACUCUGUGCCGCGUCACGAAUACAAUCGACUCGACUCACCUCAUUCAUGAUUUGUUAUUGCCAAUAUUUUAUAAAUUGAAAUCCGUAGCAUAUCUCAGAAGGAACAACUCUAUGAAUUUAUUCAUAAAUUAGUGCAUCCAAGUUAAUUUUUUCUGAUUUCCUGGAUAGGUGAGACAUAGGACGCGUCGAUAAGUUUGAUAAAUUGAAAACAAAAAAAAAUCACAUCUUGUAUAAGACGUUGCCUGGUCAAAAUUUAUUUAUUUCUGUUUGUGGUGGACUGUUGUGUUAAUUCCUCGGUUAUAAAUUUGUGAUUUUUGUUAAUGUAAAGAUUCUUGCACUCUCUUGGUUUCUGCUCAAGCAAAUAAUUGUUACGUUUUGUUGUGGUGUUCAACAUUAACGGGGUGUUCGACCUUGGUUUGAUCGAUUUUUUUGCAUUCCUGUUUUGAGGGAAACUUGACUGAUGUGAGUGUGAAAAAACACGAACAACAUUCCAUUGUAUGAAUGAGUAGUGAAAAAGUGUGUGUGUCUUUGUGUGAUCAUGUGUAAAAGGUCGUGUGUCUGUGACGUUAUUCUUAUUACUUCUGUCUUUUUAAAGGAUAUUAUUGUAUAAAAUGUCGAGAAAACAAAAUACUCGAUUGCCAUUUCUUUAUUGUAAUAUACGUUAGAUAAGUAGAACUUGAUUUAAAACAAAUUGCAUCAAACAGCUGUACGUGUAAAGAACAGAUUUUGGAUUUAAAAAAAAAAAGGAAACAAGUAUUACAGACAGGACGAUUGUUUCAUUGAGUCACGCUGGUCUAGACUCAGGUAUCAAAUGAGUUACCAUAACAUACAUCAGUGUGUCCAGCAGCAAUCAGCUGUAGCGCUUCGACGAUAUGUCUAUAAUAUGUAUGCCAUGAUGUAAAUUAGUCACUGUAAAACUGGGAAAACAAUUACCAUCUGUAAAGUAAUAAUCAAUCAUACCAUAGCAGUAAGGAAACUCGUUCCCGCCCAGUUUCAGACAGUGUUCUUAGAGAUUACUUUUUUACUACCUAAUGAUGCCCUGCAUUGUAUUUAUGAUGAUAAAUAAAUAAAUAUGUAAUUUUGUACAAAACCGA